Xyrauchen texanus (razorback sucker) is the source of this 1556-nucleotide messenger RNA. RefSeq names its product cilia and flagella associated protein 20 (gene cfap20). Gene Ontology annotation, biological process: positive regulation of cell motility; cilium assembly; regulation of cilium beat frequency involved in ciliary motility. The transcript is spliced from 6 exons. The coding region runs from base 271 to 849 and encodes 192 amino acids. Gene Ontology annotation, cellular component: motile cilium; ciliary basal body. The record is from RefSeq and is a predicted model, not a curated record. Lineage: Eukaryota; Metazoa; Chordata; Actinopteri; Cypriniformes; Catostomidae.
CAACCGAGGUCACGUCACGUCUCAUAGCAACUCCAAAAUAAACUGAAAGAAAUCUCCUCGGCGUCGCAGGGAGGAUUAAUCACAUCUAACGCGACAUUUAGAUUGUUAUAAAGCAUUAGUCAAGCAUACGAUAAUAAUAAUAAUAAAAACGUUUCUGUAAUGUUUGUAAGCGGAACCAGAGAUCGACAGUUCAGCGAUCCGGCCGGAAGCGUUUGACGCAGAGUAAUCCCAGUGCAUGGUGUGAUAUUAUUUAAAAUAAUCUGCGGGAUUAUGUUCAAAAAUACCUUUCAGAGUGGAUUUCUGUCCAUUCUCUACAGCAUCGGCAGCAAACCCCUUCAGAUAUGGGACAAAAAGGUCAGAAAUGGACACAUAAAACGCAUCACAGACAACGACAUUCAGUCAUUAGUGCUUGAAGUGGAGGGGACUAAUGUGAGCACCACAUACAUCACAUGUCCAGCAGACCCAAAGAAGACCCUCGGCAUCAAACUCCCGUUCCUCGUCAUGAUCAUCAAGAAUCUCAAGAAGUAUUUCACAUUCGAAGUUCAGGUACUGGAUGAUAAGAAUGUCCGGCGGCGGUUCCGGGCGAGUAACUAUCAGAGCACGACCCGUGUAAAGCCCUUCAUCUGUACGAUGCCCAUGAGACUGGACGACGGCUGGAAUCAGAUCCAGUUCAACCUGUCAGAUUUCACGCGGCGAGCGUACGGCACCAAUUACAUAGAGACUCUACGAGUGCAGAUUCAUGCAAACUGUCGCAUCAGGAGAGUUUACUUCUCUGACCGACUGUACUCUGAAGACGAGCUCCCUGCAGAAUUUAAACUCUAUUUACCGGUUCAAAACAAAGCCAAGUGACAUGAUGGAUUCCUUCCGUCUUCAUCCGUCAGAUUUCUUUAUUGUUUUUUAAAGUGUUAUUUUGGAUCCGUCUGACUAGUUUCCGUCUCUUUUGUCUGCUAAAUAAAUCUUUUAUAUGCACAUAUUAAAACUCAAGAGUCCAAAUGAUUCAUCAGUUCAGCAACGUCAAAAUAAUUCAUGCACAGCUAGAUAAGAGUGAAAAGAUUUAUUAAACUGGGACGUGAGCUGCUGAAGGAAGAAUGUCUUCAGUUCUUUCACAGGAGUUACUUAUUGCAAAAAUAUUCUGAUCUCCGGGAUUGCAACAGAUUUAUAUCUAUUCAUACAACAGUGUAUAAUGUUACACGUGCAUCUAGUUAUGCACAACACCUUUCAACGUUUAAUUACACUAGAACGAUUCAAACAAAGCUUUAGUGAGAGAUUUAUGCCAGCUAAAAUACAAAGCAAAGUCAAAAAUCAAUAUAUCUUAAAUUACAUUAAAUAAUAUUGCAAUUAAUAAAAUGGCACAACAUUUUUUUUUGCUUUAAACAAUUUCACAGAUGAACAUAAUUCACAUAUAAUAUUACAAUAAUCAAAUCAACAUGCAGUGGCAAGAAAAAGUAUGUGAACCCUUUGGAAUCAGCUGGUUUUCUGCAUUAAUUGGUAAAUAAAUGUGAUCUUCAUCAAAGUCACAAGUACAGACAAACACAAUGUGCUUAAGAUGACAACAC